AUUAAUCUUACACAAUUGAUGCAGCUUAGCUUACAAUAAGUUCUUUAAAAAUGGAAUCUCAGACACCGCAAAAAGUCGUCAACAUUUUUCCAAAACGACGACAAAACUUGCUGAAAGAAAGUGGUUGGGGAUAUCGCGAUGCUUACUUGUACUUUGAUAAGCAGAAGAAUUCACUCAUGUUUCAUGGAAAGCGCUACCCAAACAUAGGCUCAAAACCGUUAGGACGUGCAUUAGAUGGCUUCAAAAAAAUCUACAACAUUGACAUUUCAAACUACAACCCAGAAAAGUUUAAACCACCAUCCAGCAGUGACUACCCAGUCACAGACAACAUAAAAUUCAGAGAAAGUCUUUCAAACCACAAAAUCGAGCAUUCUAUUGCUUUUGAGGAUCGCUUCUAUCGAGGACAUUCACAAUCAAGUGCCGACAUCUACAUAGCUUUGUACGAGAAGUUUCAAAAAAUUCCUGAUAUUGUCGUUUGGCCUAAAAAUCACGAUGAAGUUGUUAAAAUUGUUGAAUUUGCAAAUGAGUUUAAUGUUGGAAUUAUUCCAUUUGGUGGAGGCUCGAAUGUCACAAAUGCUACUGAAUGUCCAGCUGCUGAAAACCGUUCGAUUUGCUCGCUUGACACAACUCAGAUGUGUCGACUUAUGUGGAUUAAUGAGAAGUCAAAGCUAGCUUGUUUCGAAACUGGAAUCAGUGGACAGGAUUUGGAGAAGGUGUUGAGAUCAAAAGGGUUUACAAUGGGGCAUGAGCCUGAUUCUAUUGAGUUUUCUACAUUAGGUGGUUGGAUAGCAACAAAGUCAGCAGGCCUGAAACAACAAAGUUACGGCAACAUUGAGGACAUCGUUGUCAAAAUGAAGUUUGUCUCAUCCGUUGGUGUACUUGAUCAUGACUUAACAGCACCACGUGCAUCAACUGGACCAGAUAUUGAGCGUCUUUUAAUCGGUUCUGAAGGUACACUUGGCGUUGUCACAGAAGCUGUUGUCCGUAUCCAUCCAAUUCCUAAAUGUGUCAAAUAUGCAGCAUUUGUCUUUCCUGAUUAUUCAUCUGGAAUUAAGUUCCUCUACAAUUGCUCAAAAAAUGAUUGGUUGCCAACAAAUAUUCGAUUAUUUUGUAACUUGAAUGUCAGAACUGGAAUUGAAUUGGAAGAAACUGACAAAUUAAGGAACGUCAUUCAUCACAUCCGCAUGUUUAUGAUCAGAAAUGCAUUGAGACUUGAUGAAGAGAAGUUCACUGUUGCUGCUUACAUGAUUGAAGGUGAUGAAAAAACUGUUGGAUGGAAAGAUGAUCAACUUAAGGCGAUUGCAAGGAAAUUCAAUGGAUUUUACGUUGGCGAAAGUAACGCAAAGCAUGGAUAUAAGUCAUCAUCGACUUACUCAAUUUAUUUGAGAGAUCUGUUAUAUAAUGUUGGAACAAUGGCUGACACUGUGGAAACUUCUAUAAUUUGGAGCAAUCUUGAGGGUUGUAUAGAAAAGAUGAUUAAUGGAUAUAAAGAGGAACUAAAGAGGCUUGGACUUAAUGGAUAUAUUUUGUACAGAAUUUCUCAAGUCUAUAAAGAAGGUGUCUGCCUCUACACCUACUACGGCCUCAACAAAUGUGACGACCAACUCAAAACCUUCCGUAAACUCACAGACUAUAUCAAAUCCAUAAUUAUCAAAUCUGGAGGAAGUUUAUCACAUCAUCAUGGAAUUGGAGUCAAAAAUACAGGAAGAUAUAAUGCAACAAUGCCAGAACUAAAGAAGGACAUGUUGAAAUGCAUCAAGCAGCAUGUAGAUCCAAAAAAUAUUUUCUGUGUUAAGAAUUUCUUUGCUGAUGAAAAAUCUGAGGAUUGUAAAAUUGUUUCAAAGUUGUGA
Molecule: messenger RNA, 1850 nt
Organism: Chironomus riparius
Lineage: Eukaryota; Metazoa; Arthropoda; Insecta; Diptera; Chironomidae
Source: the annotation of a GenBank genome assembly